This is a messenger RNA of Acaromyces ingoldii, 1813 nucleotides long. Its product is annotated as ARM repeat-containing protein. The record is from RefSeq and is a predicted model, not a curated record. The coding region runs from base 33 to 1736 and encodes 567 amino acids. The transcript is spliced from 3 exons. Gene Ontology annotation, cellular component: fungal-type vacuole membrane; vacuolar proton-transporting V-type ATPase, V1 domain. NCBI's taxonomy places the organism in Eukaryota, Fungi, Basidiomycota, Exobasidiomycetes, Exobasidiales, Cryptobasidiaceae. Gene Ontology annotation, molecular function: proton-transporting ATPase activity, rotational mechanism. Gene Ontology annotation, biological process: proton transmembrane transport.
GAGCGACUUCUCGCCCAGAUCGGGGACCAACAAUGGCGAGCAGCAGCAACAAUGACGAGGGCAAGGCCAUCAAUGGCUCGGCAUUGGCUCCUCCUCUCGUACCGGUCAACAAUGUCUGGCUCUCUGACCUCAGCGCGAGGAUCCGGUCGAGGCCGAUUCCAUGGGAGGGCUAUGCGCGCGCCGAGCUCGUAUCGCAGGAUGAGCUUCGCAUGAUCAGGUCCGUUGACGAUGCUGGCCACCAGAACGCGGCGUCUUCCAAGGCUUCAGACGAGCUGCUUGACAGCCAGGGCGACAAUUACGCAAUCCUUUUCGUCAGGCUCUUGGCCAAGCUGACGAGGACCGAUACGCUUCAGCAGGUCCUUGUCCUCGUAAGCGAUAUGCUCGACGGAAGGGACGACCGGGCAACGCUCUUCUUGAAUGUCAAAGGUGAUAACAAGAACAAUGUUUGGCCGUGGGCUCCUUUGAUCAAACUCUUGGACGUCAAGGAUGACUUUUCGCAGCUCAAAGCAGCUCAGUUCCUGACGCUGCUCCUCGUAUCCGAUGCACACACUGAGCCUCCUGCCGAGGUGCUGCCCCGACUGCUUUCCUUCCUGUCGUCGCUCGUCAACAGCGGCGUGCCCCAGGCCUCUCCGGCCGCCAUGGCGCCGGGCUCUGGCGUGCUUGCUCCUCCACAGGCCCAGGGCGGGUUUGCCGAGGGGAACGGCGUCGAUGUGGCGAUCCAGCUGCUCGAAGCCUUGUUGAGGAACAACAAAUACAGGAAGCUCGUUUGGAACGAUGAAAUUCGAAAGAUGGGCGAGACAGCAAAAGACGAUGGAGAGAACGGGGGUGACGAGAUGACCAUCAUCGUGGGGCUAAGGAGCAUUCUGAGGGCUAGUGCUACCCCCACGUCGCGAGCCGCGAGCGGGACAUCCACGCCCAACACAGGUGCGGCCAGCAUCAGCAGCAGCAGCAGCAGCACGGCUGCCACACUCGUCGCAGGAGUGCCAACGAGGGGACCGACAUCGAUGGGUGGCGGUGUCGGCGUGCAGAUGGUGUACCAGGUCGUCUUUUGCAUCUGGCUCCUCUCAUUCGACGAUGCCAUUGCCGCUCAGCUCAAUACCAAGUUCGGCCUUGUGGCCCUAUUGGCAGACGUGGCGCGCAACGCCAUCAAGGAAAAAGUGGUGCGCGUCAUUGCAGCUACGCUGCGCAACCUCGUCGAAAAGGCGCCCUCGUCCAACGCGCCCGCUCUGCUGGGAAGCCGAGGACUGGCCCUGAUGGACUCGCUUGCCGCGAGAAAGUGGUCCGACGAGGAGAUACCCGAGGACGUGGAGGCGGUGAGGGCUGUUCUGGCGGAGAAGCUCAAGGGCAUGAGCACCUACGACGAAUACAUCUCCGAGCUGGCCUCUGGCAGGCUCAGCUGGGACAACCCAGCGCACGGCCUCGACGACUUCUGGAGAGACAAUGCGACGACACUCGUCAACGACACCGAGUCGGGCGCUGACGAGGGCCAGAAGGAACAGGGCGGCUUCAAGCUCUUGGUGAAGGUGCUGACGGAGAGCGACGAUGCACAAAGCCUCAGCGUAGCAUGCAACGACAUCACAAAAGUAGUCACAUUUGCAGAAGGAGGAAAGAGACGAGUCGAAGAGGCAGGCGCAAAGGCGAGAAUCAUGGAACUCAUGACGCACCCAAACGCAGACGUUCAGUACCGUGCCCUCGCUGCCGUCAGCCGUCUCGUAUCGGGCAGCUGGAGAGGUUAAUAGUUAUUUGCAUGUCAACCACACGUCAGAAUUGCUGUCUUUGUUUCUUUCCAAUGUCAUGUUCCUAUUGUCUAUCG